Molecule: messenger RNA, 6978 nt
Organism: Notechis scutatus (mainland tiger snake)
Lineage: Eukaryota; Metazoa; Chordata; Lepidosauria; Squamata; Elapidae
Gene: KIF21A
Product: kinesin family member 21A
Biological process (GO): microtubule-based movement; spindle elongation; mitotic spindle organization
Cellular component (GO): microtubule associated complex
Molecular function (GO): microtubule motor activity; microtubule binding; ATP binding
Source: RefSeq, a predicted model, not a curated record
CGCCGCAAAGCGAGCAAACUGAGGCGGCGGCGGCAAGAGGAGGGGCUUCGUUUCGCACUGCGGCUUCUGGAGAGAAGCUGAAGCGGCGGCUGGGCGAGAGCCGCCGACCGCUCGCACUUCCCUGGUGCGGCUGCCGCCACCGGUGCGCAUCAUCAUCGGCGACGGCUUUGCAGAAAUCCCGAGGCGGACGCCCGGCUCCUCGGUUACUCCAAGCGCUAUAAAGCGCCGGAGUGGGCGGAGUACGACAAGCUCUCGCCGCCGCCGCCGCCGCCGCUACACCUAUUCAUUCAGGCGAUCACCUAAAAUGGCUGGAGAGAGCCGAAGGUGGUGGUGGUGGCAGGGGGGGAGGAGGAGGAGGAGGAGGUGAAGCGAAGGCAAAAGCCGCCACCGUCGCUGCAGCAGGAGCAGGAGCAGCAGCAGCAGCAGCAACCUGGCUCCUUGAGAGCGCUUCUCUUCGAGUGUGGGUGUGCACGUUACAAGACACCCCACCUUCUCUCUCCCCCCCCCCCCCGUUUGGGUUUACGGGGGUCCCCCCCCCCCCCCCCAAAAAAAAAAAAUCUGCUUGGACUGAAUGCUCCUCCGAGCGUUUGCUUGGCUUCAGCCUUUUUGAACCAUGUCGACGACCGGCCCAGACGAGAGCUCCGUCCGCGUCGCCGUCAGAAUCAGGCCUCAGUUAGCCAAAGAGAAGAUAGAAGGAUGCCACAUCUGCACAUUGGUCACACCUGGUGAACCUCAGGUGUUUCUAGGAAAAGAUAAGGCCUUCACUUUUGAUUAUGUGUUUGAUAUUGAAUCUCAGCAAGAGGACAUCUACUUACACUGCAUAGAAAAAUUGAUUGAAGGCUGCUUUGAAGGAUAUAAUGCUACUGUAUUUGCUUAUGGCCAGACAGGAGCUGGUAAGACUUAUACAAUGGGCACAGGAUUUGAUGUCAAUAUAAUGGAAGAGGAACAGGGUAUUAUACCACGAGCUGUAAAAUAUCUGUACAAGUGCAUUGAAGAGAAAAAGCAUGUGGCUAUUCAACAGGGGCUUCCACCUCCAGAAUUUAAAGUCAAUGCUCAGUUCUUAGAGCUUUACAAUGAAGAAGUUCUUGACCUGUUUGAUUCAACACGUGAUAUUGAUUCAAAGAACAAAAAGUCAAAUAUCAAAAUCCAUGAAGAUUCAUCAGGUGGAAUAUAUACAGUGGGAGUCACAACACGGACCGUGAACGCAGAAUCAGAGAUGAUGCAGUGCUUGAAGUUGGGGGCUUUAUCUCGAACUACUGCCAGCACACAGAUGAAUGUCCAGAGCUCACGUUCACAUGCCAUCUUCACCAUCCAUUUAUGCCAGACUAGAGUUUGUCCACCACUUGAUGCUGACAACAUGACAGACAACAGAAUGAUAAUGGAGUCCUCUCAGCUGAAUGAGUUUGAAACUCUUACCGCUAAGUUUCAUUUUGUGGACCUGGCAGGAUCGGAACGAUUAAAACGUACAGGGGCAACUGGAGAACGAGCCAAAGAAGGAAUAUCUAUCAAUUGUGGACUUCUGGCAUUGGGCAAUGUAAUAAGUGCGCUGGGAGAUAAGAGUAAGAAGGUGACUCAUGUACCAUACAGAGAUUCGAAAUUAACACGACUAUUGCAAGAUUCUCUUGGAGGGAAUAGCCAAACAGUCAUGAUAGCUUGUGUAAGCCCUUCAGACAGAGACUUCAUGGAAACGCUGAACACCUUAAAGUAUGCAAACCGAGCAAGAAAUAUCAAGAAUAAGGUGAUGGUUAAUCAGGACAGGGCCAGUCAGCAGAUCAAUGCUCUGCGAAGUGAGAUAACUCGAUUGCAGUUGGAACUCAUGGAAUAUAAAACGGGUAAAAGGAUUAUUGAUGAGGAAGGUGUGGAAAGUAUUAAUGACAUGUUUCAUGAAAACGCCAUGCUGCAAACAGAGAACAACAAUCUGCGAGUUAGGAUAAAGGCAAUGCAAGAGACUAUCGAUGCUUUGAGAGCUCGAAUCACACAGCUUGCCAGUGAUCAGGCCAACCAGGUCCUUGCUAGAGCAGGAGAAGGUAAUGAAGAAAUCAGUAAUAUGAUUCAUAACUAUAUCAAGGAAAUUGAGGAUCUCAGAGCUAAGCUAUUUGAAAGUGAAGCAGUGAAUGAAAACCUUCGGCGCAACUUAUCAAGAGCUUCGACAAGGUCAACAUACUUUGGUGGAAGCUCAGCAUUUUCUGCUUCGAUGCUUCCCUCUGAUCAGGAGACGAUUGAAAUCCUGGAUAUAGCUAAAAAAGAUUUAGAAAAACUGAAGAAAAAGGAAAGGAAGAAGAAAAAGAGGCUGCAGAAACUUGAGGAAAGCAGUCAAGAAGAACGAAGUGCGGUUAAAGAAGAAAACACAGAUAAUGAACAGGAAAAAAAAGACGAAAAGGGCAUUUCUGAAAGAGAGAGUAAUGACCUAGAAGCAGAAGAUGGACAUGAGCACAGCGAUAAUGAGGAUGACGAGGAAGAAGAAGAUGAAGAUGAAGAUUUGGAGGUGGUUGAAAGUUCAGAUGAAUCCGAUUCGGAUUCUGAUGAAAAAGUGAAUUAUCAGGCAGAUUUAGCAAACAUUACAUGUGAAAUUGCCAUAAAACAGAAGCUCAUUGACGAACUAGAGAAUAGCCAACGAAGGCUUCAGACUUUGAAAAGGCAGUAUGAAGAAAAGCUAAUGAUGUUGCAGCACAAAAUUCGAGACACACAGCUUGAAAGAGAUCAGGUGCUUCAGAAUCUGGGUUCCGUGGAGACCUGCUCAGAAGAAAAAGCAAAAAAGAUUAAAAGUGAAUACGAAAAGAAGCUUCAAUCCAUGAAUAAACAACUGCAGAGGCUUCAGGUAGCCCAGAAGGAGCAUGCACGAUUACUUAAAAAUCAGUCACAAUAUGAAAAGCAACUGAAAAAAUUGCAGCAGGAUGUGGCAGAAAUGAAGAAAACGAAGGUUCGUUUGAUGAAACAAAUGAAGGAAGAACAAGAGAAAGCCAGGAUGAAUGAAUCUAGAAGAAACAAAGAGAUUGCACAGCUUAAAAAAGAACAGAGGAAACGAGAGCAUCAGCUAAAACUUCUGGAAGCUCAAAAGAGGAAUCAGGAAGUUAUUCUACGUCGCAGAACCGAAGAGGUUACAGCUCUUCGUAGACAAGCCAGACCUAUAUCUGAUAAGGUGUCUGGGAGAGUGAGUCGGAAGCUGAGUCUACCUGAGCACUCAAAUCAAGAAGCUGCAUCCUCAGUAGACAGUGAUGGAUCAAAAGUGGUCCCCCAACAGAAGAUGAGAAUACCCGUAGCAAGAGUCCAGGCAUUGCCAGCAACAAAUGGAACCAAGAGCAAAUAUCAAAGGAAAGCAAUGACUUCAAGAGUUUAUACUUCCAGGAGUGCAAGAAUGAAAUGGCAAUUACUUGAACGGAGAUUAACAGAGAUUAUUAUGCAGAAAAUGACCAUAUCUAAUAUGGAAAGCGAUAUGAAUAGAUUAUUGAAGCAACGUGAAGAACUUACCAAAAGGAAAGAAAAGCUUUCCAGAAGAAGGGAGAGAAUAAUCAAAGAGGGUAUCCCCGAUACAGAUAAAAGCAUCCAUAAUAUCAAUGAAGAGAUGGAGUCAUUAAUGGCCAAUAUAGAUUACAUCAACGAUAGUAUUUCUGACUGCCAAGCAAAUAUCAUGCAAAUGGAAGAAGCCAAGGAGGAAGGAGACACUUUAGAUGUUACAGCUGUUAUUAGCGCCUGUACUCUGACUGAAGCUCGUUAUUUACUUGAUCAUUUCCUUACUAUGGGCAUUAAUAAGGGUCUCCAAGCAGCUCAAAAAGAGGCUCAGAUCAAAGUUCUUGAAGGACGCCUUAAGCAAACUGAAAUCACCACUACUACCCAAAACCAACUCUUAUUUCACAUGUUGAAAGAGAAAGCAGAAUUAAAUCCUGAACUAGACGCUUUAUUGGGCCAUGCUUUACAAGACCUAGAUAGCAUACCAUUGGAAAACGUGGAAGACAGUACUGAUGAAGAGGCUCCUUUGAAUAGUCCUGGGGCUGAAGGAAGUUCUUUAUCUUCAGAUCUUAUGAAACUUUGUAGUGAAGUCAAGCCUAAAAAUAAGGCACGCCGUAGGACAACAACCCAGAUGGAGCUACUUUAUGCUGAUAGUGGUGACUUAGCAUCGGAUGUCAGUGCUGUAGAGUCAGCUGUGUCGAGUCCUCUAACUUCGGUUGCAGAAGCUCAAGAAAGUGGAAUGGAUUCUGACACGAAAGAACCUUCUGCCAGAGACAGAGAAGGCCUCCUGUUGCAGUUCCCCUUGCCUUCUAAGGCUGCCGGCAUGUCCAAACAGUCAUCAUCUCCAACAGAAAAAAAAAUACCAGAACCGUCACCUGUAUCAAAGAGAAAAAGCUAUGAUAAAUCCAUAGAUAAGCCAAAGUCAAAAGAACAAAAACACUCAGAUUCUGGAACCUCAGAGGCUAGUCUGUCACCUCCUCCUUCCCCACCAAGCCGGCCCCGUAAUGAAAUGAAUGUUUUUAACCGUCUCACUGUUUCUCAGGGAAGCCCAUCAGUUCAGAAGGAUAAGUCUGAUGAAAGUGAUUCUUCCCUGUCGGAAGUACACAGAGGCAUAAUCAACCCAGUUUCUCCAAAAUAUGUCCGACCCUCCCCAGUUCAAUGUAUCUAUAUUGCUGAAGGUCAUAUGAAGGCUGUGCUUUGUGUUGAUUCUACUGACGAUCUUCUCUUCACUGGAUCAAAAGAUCGCACCUGUAAAGUAUGGAAUUUGGUUACUGGACAGGAAAUCAUGUCUCUGAGUGGUCAUCCUAACAAUGUUGUAUCUGUAAAAUACUGUAAUUAUACUAGUUUGGUGUUCACAGUCUCAACAUCUUAUAUUAAGGUGUGGGACAUCCGCGAUUCUGCUAAAUGUAUCCGAACUCUAACAUCUUCAGGCCAGGCAAUGCCAGGGGAUGUUUGCUCUGGAAAUACCAAUAGAACAGUUACAAUUCCAGCUGGUGAGAACCAGAUAAAUCAGAUUGCCUUAAAUCCAACAGGCACUUUUCUAUAUGCAGCUGCAGGAAACGUGGUCAGAAUGUGGGACCUAAAGAGAUUUCAGUCUACAGGAAAACUAACUGGUCACUUGGGCCCAGUUAUGUGUCUCACAGUAGAUCGUAUUUCUAAUGGACAAGAUCUCAUCAUUACUGGCUCCAAGGACCAUUAUAUAAAGAUGUUCGAUAUAACUGAAGGAGCUCUUGGAACUGUAAGCCCUACACACAACUUUGAACCUCCUCAUUAUGAUGGCAUUGAAGCGCUUACUAUUAUGGGUGACAACCUUUUUAGUGGAUCCAGAGAUAAUGGAAUUAAAAAAUGGGACUUGGCUCAAAAAGACCUAAUUCAGCAAGUUCCCAAUGCUCACAAGGACUGGGUUUGCGCUCUUGGUGUCGUUCCUGAUUCCUCUGUGCUAUUGAGCGGCUGCCGAGGAGGCAUUCUGAAGCUCUGGAGUGGAGACACAUUUGCCCCAAUCACUGAACUGAAAGGACAUGAUAGUCCCAUUAAUGCCAUCUGCUCCAAUCCCAGCCACAUUUUUACUGCAUCCGAUGAUCGAACUGUGAAAAUCUGGAAAGUUCCCAGCAGUCUAGAUGGACAGGUCUCUGAUCCAGGUGAUACAACUGAAGAUAUUGUCAGUAACUGAACAAGAGUUGCACUGCUAAACUUCUCAACCUCUGAUGAUAAGCUUUGCUCUCACUGAAGUUGCUCUGCAUUUAUAGGCAAAUGGUAAUUACCUGAAAGGAUUGUUAAUUGUUCCACUGUUAGGCAUUUGUAUUCUGCUAAAUACCGCUGCCCUUAAGAGCUGCCUUAUGUAUACCGCGUUCAAACUGUUGGUUUUAUAUAUCUUUGUCUGGGUUUGUGUGACUGCUUGUUCUAACCUAUCAUAGCUUAAUUCGUGUGUGUGUGUAUAAAUAAGACUUAGCAAAAUCAAACUGGAUAUCUGUGAUCUUGAAUGAUGGUCUGAAAACUGUAAUCUAGAAUGUGAAGUUGCCCUACGUACCUCACAUUGACCCUUCUGUGGAAUGAAACUUCACAGUUAUCCAAAAUAUACCGGUGUAUUUUAUCUCAUUUUCCAAAGCCUUUAACAGAAGAGAAUAGAGGGGUCCUAAUACAUUUACUUGAAUUUUGCUGCUGUAUGAAAUAUUAAGACUGGAGUGUCAAUAAACUGGAAGAGAUUACUGCUCCUGACACGGUUACUGUUUCCAAACGGAAGGCUCCUGACAUUAUAAAUAAAAAGAAAUCGGGCAACUAAUAAAUCUUUCUUAACUUCAUUUUCCGUUAAAAGAAAAAAAAAUGGCAGUCAUCAUGGGGAAAUGUGGGAUGACUGGAAAUAGAAAAUCAAGGAAUCCAAAUAUCUCAAUUUCAUCUGGGCAAAUUAUUGAGGCAGGAGAGUUGCACAUUAAAACCCUGGAAGCAUCCUAUAAUCUGCUAAUAAUGAAUGUUACGUAACCCUAUACUUUCAUUGACCAAAGUAGUGCAGCUUAUUGAGCACUCCUUGCUCAGGACUAAAAACUAAAAUGCUGUCGAAUUAACAUUUUGUUAGGGCUUUGGCCUACCACAGUAUUCAUAGAGAAAGACCUUGUUUUGUUUUCCCAUAUGGAGUGAUUUUAAUCUCAUGUUCUUAAAGGUUUCCUUUCUUUUAAUCUAAUUUGAUAUGCUGCUAUAAAUACAUUUUAAAUAUGUCUGUGAACCUUGAAAAACAUACUUAGGAGAAUUGCAAUAACGGUAUCAAGAAAGACUGUAAAUAUGUGAGUUAUAAAGAGAGAGACUGGGUUCCUGGGUGAAUUUUAAAAAUGUUGCAGUGCGUGCAGGUUGGAAGAUAUGUAUAAUUUAUCCAAAUGUUCAGGAUUUAAUUUGUAAAUUCAGCUAUUUUUAAAAGUUUAGAAUAAUUUUCAAGAAAAACGUUUUACUGUUUUAUUGGGUAUAAUGAUGGAGAAGAUGAGCUUAUAAAUGUAUAGCUUGAGGUAGUCCAUUGCUUAAAUUAAAAAAAAAACACUACAUAAC